Panthera uncia (snow leopard) is the source of this 1544-nucleotide messenger RNA. Its product is annotated as myosin-2-like. Bases 3 to 1544 code for a protein of 513 amino acids. The record is from RefSeq and is a predicted model, not a curated record. Gene Ontology annotation, molecular function: cytoskeletal motor activity; actin filament binding; ATP binding. Lineage: Eukaryota; Metazoa; Chordata; Mammalia; Carnivora; Felidae. Gene Ontology annotation, cellular component: myosin complex. The transcript has 13 exons.
CCAUGAGUUCAGACCAGGAAAUGGCCAUUUUUGGGGAGGCAGCUCCGUACCUCCGAAAGUCUGAAAAGGAGCGCAUUGAGGCCCAGAAUAGGCCCUUCGAUGCCAAGACAUCUGUGUUUGUGGCGGAGCCCAAGGAAUCCUUUGUCAAAGGGACUAUCCAGAGCAGAGAAGCAGGGAAGGUGACGGUAAAGACUGAAGCGGGAGCGACUCUGACAGUGAAAGAUGAUCAAGUCUACCCCAUGAACCCUCCCAAAUACGACAAGAUCGAGGACAUGGCCAUGAUGACGCACCUGCACGAGCCCGCCGUGCUGUACAACCUCAAAGAGCGUUACGCAGCCUGGAUGAUCUACACCUACUCGGGCCUCUUCUGUGUCACCGUCAACCCCUACAAGUGGCUGCCGGUAUACAACCCCGAGGUGGUGACCGCCUACCGAGGCAAGAAGCGCCAGGAGGCCCCGCCCCACAUCUUCUCCAUCUCCGACAACGCCUAUCAGUUCAUGCUGACAGACCGAGAGAAUCAAUCAAUCCUGAUCACCGGAGAAUCCGGGGCAGGGAAGACCGUGAACACCAAGCGUGUCAUCCAGUACUUUGCAACAAUUGCGGUCACUGGGGAGAAGAAGAAGGAGGAAGCUGGCAAAAUGCAGGGGACUCUGGAAGAUCAAAUCAUCAGCGCCAACCCCCUACUGGAGGCCUUUGGCAACGCCAAGACCGUGAGGAACGACAACUCCUCUCGCUUUGGUAAAUUCAUUAGAAUCCACUUUGGCACUACGGGAAAACUGGCUUCUGCUGAUAUUGAAACAUAUCUGUUAGAGAAGUCCAGAGUUACUUUCCAGCUUAAGGCUGAAAGGAGCUAUCACAUUUUUUAUCAGAUCACAUCAAACAAGAAACCAGAACUAAUUGAAAUGCUUCUGAUCACCACCAACCCAUAUGAUUACCCAUUUGUCAGUCAAGGGGAGAUCAGUGUGGCUAGCAUUGAUGAUCAGGAAGAACUGAUGGCAACCGAUAGUGCUAUUGAUAUUUUGGGCUUUACUAAUGAAGAGAAAGUCUCCAUCUACAAGCUCACGGGUGCCGUGAUGCAUUAUGGGAACAUGAAGUUCAAGCAGAAGCAGCGUGAGGAGCAGGCCGAGCCAGAUGGCACCGAAGUUGCUGACAAGGCAGCCUAUCUCCAGAGUCUGAACUCUGCUGACCUGCUCAAAGCCCUCUGUUACCCUAGGGUCAAGGUCGGCAAUGAGUUCGUCACCAAAGGCCAGACUGUAGAGCAGGUGUACAAUGCAGUGGGUGCCCUGGCCAAGGCCGUCUAUGAGAAGAUGUUCCUGUGGAUGGUCACCCGCAUCAACCAGCAACUGGACACCAAGCAGCCCAGACAGUACUUCAUCGGGGUCCUGGACAUCGCUGGCUUUGAGAUCUUUGAUGUGAGUUGUUGGAAUAAGCAGCCUUAUUUAGGUCCCUCCAUUCCAGGGCCUUUUGAGGACCUAGUGCUGCUGGAUGAGUGGGGCAUACAGAGAUGGAAUGAGACACAUUCCUUGCUGCCAAAGAGCUUUUAA